Messenger RNA from Varroa destructor (honeybee mite), 8057 nucleotides. RefSeq lists its product as uncharacterized. Gene Ontology annotation, cellular component: NSL complex. Lineage: Eukaryota; Metazoa; Arthropoda; Arachnida; Mesostigmata; Varroidae. The record is from RefSeq and is a predicted model, not a curated record. Gene Ontology annotation, molecular function: histone acetyltransferase binding.
AGCACUCUGCUCCAUCGAGUGCUACAAACGAAUGAUUGGUUAGCGGGAGCUAGCGGGUACUUGGUUUUGUGUCGCUGUGUGCGGCAACUAGGGCAACUGCUGCUGCCGCUGCUGCUGCUGCUGCUGCAGCAGCAGGCAGCGGGCAGGCAGACGGGCGGGCGGAAGCAACACCAGUAUCAAAUGUUGGUGGCAAUCGAGCCAGGCACCGGUCAGCAAGCCAGCGUCGAAAGCCACUAGCAGUAGCAGCAUCUAGUAAGUGAGCGAGCGAGCGAGUGAGCGGAUCUCUCAAGCAACCCUCAGUGGGGCAGUGUUCGUUGUGCUGCUGCCUGCAGCGGGGAACCAUCCACUAUCGGCUCGCCGCUAGCACACGACCCAGUCGUUCAUUGGCUUUAUUGCUGUGCACAAGGUGGUGUGGCUAGCGAAGCCGGCAACGGCAGCAGCUUCGCUGGCGAACAGCAAACAGGGCAGUACUAGCGGUAGCCCUAGAGCCAGAAUCAGCACACCACUGCUGAAGCGCCGCGGCAAGCACAUCUCACCGUCGCUGGUUACUGGCUGCUGUUUGCUCGUCCGUCGGUCGGGCGCAGUCGUCGUUAUAUCCAUUGUCUGUCGAUGGUGGCGCUGCCUGGCCGAGUUAGCCCGCUAAGCCUAAUCACUGAUUUGUAUCGUUCCGUUUUGCUCGUGUGUGGUGGACUAGACCUGCGAGACCCGCCGCGUACCAGCCACCGAAUCGUAGUGAUUCGCAGCGCUGGACGUACGGCGUAACGCCCAAAUCAUCAACAACAACAGCAGCAGCAGCGGACUGCAGAAGCAGUGCUAUCAACAGCAGCAAGGUUUCGACGUGCGUAACCGACCGUCUCCCUUCCGAUCCACCCGGCCCGAAACACUCCGAGAGCAGGAAUUGUGCGUUGUUGUCGUGCUCUACACGUCGUCGUCCUUCAGCAUCGUCGGCAAUUUGUGUAUCAUCGCGUGUGUCGCUGUGUGCUUCGCUAGUUGCUUGACCACUGCUGGUGACCGCCGAUCACUGCCGAUUGGUUUGUUGCUUGCUUUUCUCCGUAUCGCUGGAUGAUAUAUGGGGUGGUGGCUGGUUACAUAUUGUGGAGCGUGAAUUGUUGUGCUAGCAGUAGUAGUGCGUUUGUGUGGGAGGCGGGCGAGGCCGGAUGUUACCGAGGUGUGAUUGCAGCAAAGCGAGCAAAUCAACGAGUACAGAGGAAUAUAUUCGAUCUACAGUAAAUACCCAAUUGUAUAAGAUGUAGUGGUGUGCCGCUAACAAGCAACAGCGUCAACAGCAGCGGCAGCAGGAUCAGCACUAGAAGACACGGUGGCGGCAUUGGCAGGAGAGCAACUCACACCGCGAAUUCGCCAAUAGCGAAGGCGCCAUUACCACGAUCACCAUUCUCUCGUCGAUUUCACUCGGGUCGGACUAACACCGACGGGACCGGGGCAAGCUAUAGCGACUUAUGUGAACAAGUCCAUUAUCAUCACGAUCAGUUGCGGCGUCAUAGUGAUGUUGUGCCAGCCAACAGCCUAGUAAUUGAACCGAUGGCUUUCACCACAAGGGGUAGAUCCCGUCGUGGCGGCUGUGGUUGCCGAAUACUGCAGCGACAGUCCAGCAACGCCACCUGCACAUUUAUUAUGCAGAAGCCGUAAGAGGCCAUUGCGGCGCCUUUUGUGCCUAUUCCUACUGCACUACGAAAAUUGCUACGUUAUACUUACGUAGUGGUGCACUCUUCCAAAUUACCCCAACCACUACAACUAAAACAUCGACAACAAUACAAAGGCAUCGUCUGAUCGUCGAGCGUGUUGGAACUUCAACAACAACUACUCCAUUAUACCCAAGUGUGGCUAUUCACUGCAUGGCAUUCCGAUGUAUGCUGUCUGGCCUGAACUAUCGAACUUCGCCGUCCAGCGCCGUAAUAUCCCGUUCAGCAGCUGCAGCAGCGCCGAGAUCGGUAGCAGCCGCUGUUACCGCGGCUGCAGUGGUAGGUCUUUCAUCGGCACCUACACCGUCAGAAGGAUUGAGCCGCUGCGGGAGGGUCGCUUGCAGCUCCGAUUCGAUACAGUGUUCGGCUUCGCAUUCAGUUCCGGUUACGGCGAGUGAAAACAAUACUGUUGUAGGUAGUAGUCGGACAACGUCCGCUAUCGUCUACCCAUUGCCUCCCGUCCAGAACGCGCAACCAGCUAGCAUCGUGGCCGUCAACAAGCUUCAGAAGUCACCGGUUUCUAACCAGCAACCGGGUAGUGCUGGCAUAGCCGGUUCUAUUACCGCACUCGAGCAGCGAAAACAGCUCCAAUUGCAACAGCAACAACAACGACAGUUACAUCAGUUGAAGAGAUCGACUGCGUGCUGUACCGUACGCCAGCAGCAGCAGCAGCAGCAGCAGCAAAAGUUCGUUGUGGUAGCAGCCACUCGUGGAGAUCGUGCUGUUGCUAUCGACACCAAGCUGAACGGCCUCCGCAGGGUCGUCUGCUCGUCAACGUCGCACCGGAGACUCCCGGGCGGUCAGGGGGGCGGCCAGGGGGGCGCCCCAGCCAGAGUGGUGCCUCCAAACGCCACGGGAGGCGAGCCCCUUGACGGGGCAGCUUCGCCCACUAGCCAGCCGACGCCUGGGUCGGCGGCAGUGGCGGGGACGGUGCCGUUGUCACAGAGAGGGUUCCAGCAGCAGACAAUUGCGCCGCUUAGCCAUGGCGCACGCCACGUCGUAACCGGCUCCGGCGUGGUGGCCAUGGGCAGUGUCACAGCUCCCGCCUGCCUGCGCGUUCCUAUGAGCGGGCCAGGCCGAGAGAAGACACGCCUGUCGGGCUCCGAGCAACCCAGCAACGGCCUCCUGCGGCUGGCGGCUGCGCCACACCAAGGCAGCAGCGUACAAGCUAUUGUACAGGGAAGCGGAGGCGUUUCUGGAGGUGCAACAGCCGCUGUUGCUGCCAGUGCUGGUACAGUCGGCGUGGGCAUUGGCGUUACUAGUACAGGUGGCGUCAGCGUUGUAUCAGCAGGUGCGGGAACAACCUUUUCGUUGGCGGCGACAGCAGCGCAAGGAGCUGUCAUCUCGAACGGGAUAGUCGCGGAAAAAACUGGAACGGCAGCAACAGCAGCGCUUGUUGCCUCAAAAGGUUUUCAGUUGCUGAACGGCUCGAGUGCGAUUGCGACGAAUAGAAGUUUGCCCACAGCAGCACCAGCAAGUGUAACAGCAACAACAUCAACGACGAAAGCAAUUCCGUCAUCUGCAGCAGCUAAACCUUCUGCAUUAUCUACAACACAUGUAACUACGUUAACACCAACGACACCUACACCAGCAACUGGAAAGAUAGCCAUAGUGCAAACAACGGCAGGGAGUAAUAGCAUUAGUCGUGGGGGGACCCCGGCAGAUGCCACUGCCAGGGGGGGUCCCAGUGCUACCGUCUCCGUCAAUUUUCAACCAGAAGUCUCAUUAAGCCACUCAUCAUCUUUAUCAUCGUCAGUAUCAUUUUCGUUAAAAACAGAAGCAGCGCCAUCAACGACAACACAGCAGGCGACAACAGUCGCAGUUGCCACGACUUCACCUAGCGCGCCGACGCAAACGAAGUGUCAGACCGCCUCUACAUUGAGCCAACGAUCAGUCAACGUUACAUCAACGGCAGAAGCGACGAAUGCUUCGGACUCCAUUGCAGCAAUUUGUUCUUCAUUAGCCUCAUCAUCAACUCUAGCAUCAUCAUCUCCAGCGCCAUCAUGCUGGAGUUCGUCAGUAAGAAAUGCCGUUACAACGGCUGCAAUGUCAACAGCACCUGUGUCAACAAACGGAGGUAUUCUACCAACAGUUGUUGGCUCGGCAAGGGUUGUCAGCAGCAACAAUCUAAGCAGGAGUUCGGCCAUUGUUCCAUCUGCAAUGGCUGGUACGACAAGCACGUCUGUUAGCACGCGACUUGACCAUCGAACUACCUCAAAGUCCAAGGAUGAAGGAGUUGGCCCUUCACCAGCGGGGUCCAGUGGCGCCAUCGCCGAUGAAACUGAUCGACGUGUCACGGAAGAAUGUGCCGCACUGCAGCGGCGCCUCGACCAGCUGCGCCGGAGACAUCAUCAGCUCAGCCAGCGGGUGCAUCGGGUUCAGACAAAAAGCGGGGUAGAGGUGGCUUACUCCGAGCUGAAGGAAGUGGUCGCUCGAGGACAGGAAAUCUUUCGUAUGCCAUGUCUGAUGAGCAAGAGUGGUCAAUUAGCAGCACAGAUGGCACAGAAAGAAGAGAAGGCUGGCACAAACGUAGGUCGACACCUUAGUGAACAGGAUCGUUCACGUGUAACUCGCCGUUGCGGUAUCCAUUCGGCGGUGAUUAGCAUCUCGGAAAAAUUGUGCGACUCAUCGGCGACAGAGAGUUCGUCGGAAGAGGAGGACAUGCCAACGAAAGUGGACUUCUUCAAUGGCAAACAAAAGCUGACACCGUUUCGGUACGCGACGAGGGACGCUUCCGCGGCACCACGUCACCCAGCGUGGCGCUGGGCCGCGCAACGCGCGGCUAUGGGCGCUCGCUGGACCUGGUUGCAGGCGCAGGUCUCUGAACUCGAGUACCGGAUUCGGCAACAGCACGAAUUAUGCCGUCAGUUGAGGACAUCGAAACAGCCUUGCCUUCAGUAUUCGCGACAACAUUCGUCACAUGAGUCGUCAUCAUCGUCUGCUGCUGUUGCGGCAGGUUCUGCCAGCGCCAGCAGCAGCCCUAGCCCCCAGCUUUCCGCCGGGACUGCAACGUCAACAACAUUAACUAGUGAAGGCCAGUGUGCACGUUCAGUGCCUCUCAACGACAACUUCCGCAAGCGGCGUCUGGUGCUAGCACAACGUGUAUCCUCUCAAGCUGCCGAAUCCGUGCCAAUGGACGCACUUCAGCCAUCAUGCGACUGUGCGGCAUUCUACCCCCGACUUGAGCUGUGUGUACGUUGUUCAUUACUUCACGCACAGUCAAGACGCGAACGCCUGGAGCUCUGUGAAGAGCAACGGCCAGUUCAGUUACACUCUGGAGUGGGCUCUGGAGGAGCUGGCAAUGUCGGCGGAGCCAGCGGCAGUGCUCACUCGCUGCCUCACGGGUCACACCAUGUUGGACUUGCGAGUGCCGCUGCUCACGAGGCACAGCUGGCUCGUCAGCUAUUGAGCACGCCAAGUGGAGAACGGCAGAGCGAGGGUUCGCGAUUGGCUGGCUACGAUGAGCCUUUUCAUGGGGUGCUAUCAGGUCGUGAGGACGUAUCGCUGAGCAUGCACUACGAAAGCCUACUGCGCGCUGGUUACAGCAGUGUCCUGUAUAAGAAUGCCUAUGCGCCUAGCCAUACGGGAUCUGGAGGUACCGCUGAGGCAAUUGUGGAAGCGGUAGCGGCUGGCCGCCGGAAGGAGUCGGCAUUGCGUGAGGAUGGUGCCAAUACCGGUAGCGGACAAGCUGGUGGAUUAACAAGCGGUGCAUCAAGUGCCGGCGCCAGUAAAGGGGAUGAGACAUCGCCUUCGGCCCCGAAACGGAAACGUCACAGCUCGCAUGCCGCGUCCCGAGCCAACAAAAACGAACGAAAAUCAACUGGAGCCAGCGGGAACACCACUCGUCCAACGGCAACAGAACCGCCCGUUUCGAAAAAGAGGCGUUCGGAUAGAAGUCGAUUGGCAUCGUUAGCUUCGGUGGCUCGGCGUAGCAAUUCAGUGGAUAGCCAGGAGUUGGCCGAUGAAGAGACGAUUACUGACACGAAUGCUGAGCGCAACAACUCGCAUCCUAAUCGGCCUCGAAAAACAUCCUACGUCAGCCAACAGGAGAGUAGCUACGAUAUUGACAAUAUUAUUCCGUACGGUAUGAUGAGCUGUACGCGUCUCGUUGAACGACUGAAAUACAAGGAAAUCCUUACACCAAAAUGGCGUCUUGUGCACAUCCCUCCAGAAGAAUCAAGCGCAAUAAAAGUAGGAGGAGGCGCUGUUAUGUCACCGCUUCCAGAACGAACUAAUGACCACGCCGCCUCAGCACCAACAAGUAACAGAUCCGAGACAAAUUCAUCCAGAAGCGCACACGAAGGAGAACAGUCAGCAGGCAAUCGUCAUAAGGACGGCCGUAUCGGUGUAGAGAGCGGCGAGCUGGCGUACGACGGCGGAGACGACGACGACGUCGUCGACGUGGAAGACAUCAGCGACGCGGCAUUGCAGGUACGACACGCUCGCCAAGAAGCCCUUGAGCGUGAACGUUUCUCGGCGUACCUGAAGCCUAAACUGAGUCACCAGGGUGGCCCAUCAUCAUCAGCUACGUCCGUUUCCGCUGGCGCCAACUCGCGACGCGCUCGCACCGAUAGCUCUACGGAAAACAAUAAUGGCUCGAGCACUGGCGGCGGGUCCCGAUCGAAGGAGUUUUCUAGCAGCGGAGCUUCGUCAAAAGUGAAAGAACUCGAUGAGUCGGCUACACCUGGCGGCUCCGACCGGGGACUAUUAACGCCGGCCGCAGGUGGCAAGGUCAAAGAAGACACGGUCUCCAACAGCCAUUCGACAAAGGCCAAGCGACAACACCGAUCGCUGUCGCAAGACUGGACGAUGCUACAGAGUUCGUCUGCGCCGACACCUUACGCGCCACGUCAGUUUCCAUUAUCUGACGCAGACUGGGAACGAAUGCAGAAUGAGAACUCGGUCCAAUCGGACGACGAGAUGCAAACAGCUACGGGCGGCGACAAGGACGAUAAGACCGAUAGUAGCUUACAGGACGGCGCUGUUUUCGCGGAUGACAAGGAGGACGUUGAAUUACAGCCGCCAGUGCAGGCUGAGAAUAACAAGAGGACGCAUGACUCAACCGGACGCCACGGUCGACAAAAACAUCAGAGACUCGUGUCGAACCUAAGAACUGGUGGUACGCCAGAAGGAUUGACGCCGGUAGCUUCGCCCGACACCCGCGGCGGAGUGAAAAAGCAAUCUACCGGCGAAUUGGACCUUGGGGCAAUCCAGGCUUUCGAGCUGUCCAAAGUCAGAAAACAACUUGACAGCCAAAAGCUGGCACCGAGGACAAGGUCCAGUCCCGUUAUCGGCGGUAACGAUGUCGCUGGCAAGGUAGACACUGGCAAUCCUCCAUUGCCUAGAUGGCUUGACAAUGACAAAAGUCCCGAUCCGGAUCUUCUUGAAGAGUUGGCCAACGCAGAGUGGAGCACAGAGGAAGAUGUGGUACAGUCAGAUUAACGUAGAACGGGAUGAAAAACGACGAUGAUGAACAGUAACGACAACAAACUAAACCGGAACAUUGACGGAUUAGAAGACUUGGGGUUCAACACAACAUGCCUUCAAUCGGCUUGCCCGCUGAGUUUAUCCGCAGAAUGUAUGAUGAGGUAUAUGGCAAAACAUAAAUCGAAAAGUCUUUGAGCGACGGGUUGAUUGAAUAGAAAAACGCGAUCAAGUGCGAGCCUGCACACCCGUCUGAGAUGCGUCGGCUCAUGUACACCGAAACAUUGCAAUGUACAUAACACCAUAAACCUUCUUAAUCACUGUACAUAGCAGUCUGUUGUACUUACAAACAUAUAAACACACAAACAUGCGCAUGGCAGACGAAAAUAUUAGAAAAGCCAGCACACAACGCGCGAAAAUUACAUAUGGGGUCGAAGGCGAAGCCGUUGACUAUAAUAAUAAUAGGAUGAUAUUAUGAUAAUCAGUGAUGAUAUGAAUAAAGACAUUAUAAUUAGAAUAUAAAAAUAACAUAUGGCAGCAACUGCAGCAGAAGCAGAAAAAUAAAAAUUAACAUAAGGAGAAAAAACAGAAUGCGAUGGAGCCGCACUGUUUUGAUAUCCUCGUUCGUCUCUAUUCAAAGAAAACACAUGUUUUAGAAUGGAAAGUCAAACGAAUGUGGUACAAAAUUAAAAUAAUUAUUAAUGAUACCUUCAAAGGGUGUUGGCUUCUGAAAGUUUAUUAAUCAGGUAUUUUCACAGUGAAUUCCUAGUUCGGAAAAAACUGCGGGAAAGUGGUAAAAAAGUGAAAAUUAACUGCAGUUAAAUUCGGUAACAAAAGAAGUAAACACAGAGGUGAAACUGCGAGAUAGUCUUAUCUGUACGUUGGGUAUAUACAGAGCUGGCAUGUACGUGGUUAAUAAAUCAUUAAAUAUUA